AUGAUCCCCCUCCGAUCCUCUCUGUUGAGGCCAGGAUCGGCUCGGGACUCUUCGAUUCUGUGUUCUCGAUGCUUUGGGCGUCUGGCUCGCAGCGUUCAACCGCCCUCCGUAUCCCGCGGGUUCCUUUCGUCCUCCCGUCUGAGAUCGGGUUCUGGAGUGGCUGAUGGCCAAUCUCCCUCGGUGACUUUUCAUAAGUCUUAUUUCUCUGCAAAUCGAACGGCAGAUGGUUCAUUGGGAAAGGAUGGGUUGCUCUCCUCAUUUUCCACCAAUUCCACCAUUUCCUCCCCCGCGAGUCCCGCCGCGUCGUCAAACGAGACCGUUUCAACGUCCAGCACCGAGAAAGCCAGCUCAGAGGAAUUGCCUCAUCGAAGGAGGAAACGCUUAAGGGAAGAAUCAACAAGGAACAAUGGCGCAGAACCCGUCAUUCCACCAGAUGCCUCUGCGCAAUUAUCGUCCUUUUCGUCUGCGCUCCCCGCAACCUCCCUGCGCCGUAAAUUGGCCGCUUUCCUCGCCCUCACAAAGCCUCGUCUUUCGUUCCUGAUCGUUCUAACGACGACUUCCGCCUAUGGAAUGUAUCCUAUCUCCUCGCUCCUCACCCUCGACCCGUCCAUAGCUCCGCUUCCUACCCUCUCAACCUCGACCCUGACCUUUAUCUACUUGACCACGGGUACAUUUCUGUCUUCUUGCAGUGCAAACACAUUGAAUAUGCUCUUCGAACCCAAAUAUGAUGCGCAAAUGUCACGAACACGUAACAGGCCGUUGGUUCGGGGUCUUCUCUCUCGCCGUGCGGCUGUUCUGUUCGCCAUUGGGACUGCUGUAUCGGGUCUCACGCUGCUCUAUGUCGGAACCAACCCUACGGUGACAGCGCUCUCGGCCAGCAAUAUCUUCCUCUACGCCUUCGUGUAUACGCCACUGAAAAGAAUUCAUGUGAUCAACACCUGGGUGGGUGCUGUUGUGGGUGGUAUUCCUCCACUAAUGGGCUGGGUCGCUGCGGCAGGCCAAACAGCGACUACAGGCCAUGACACAUGGCGGGAUUUCCUCCUGAGUGAAGAUAGCAUUGGUGGUUGGCUUCUUGGUGGUAUCCUCUUUGCCUGGCAAUUCCCGCAUUUCAAUGCUCUGUCUCACGUUAUUCGUGAUGAGUACAAAGCGGCCGGAUACAAGAUGAUGUGCUGGACGAACCCCGCUCGGAAUGCUCGUGUUGCCCUCCGUUACUCCGUUCUGAUGUUCCCCAUCUCCAUCGGUCUAUGGUGGGUUGGUGUCGUCGGUCAUGGUUUCCUCGUUGGAAGCACGGUUGCCAAUGGUUGGUUGGUGAAAGAGGCAUACCGAUUCUGGAAGCACCAGGGCGCCAACGGAACCGCCCGCGGUCUGUUCUGGGCCAGUAUCUGGCAACUCCCAAUUCUCCUGGUCGGAGGCUUGGUCACGAAGAAGGGUCUUUGGGAUGGUGUUUGGAGAAACGCUUUUGGUCAACCGGAAGAGGAUGAAGAUGAUUAUCUCUACUAUGAAGACGAAGAAGAGAACGAGAGCCAGGGCAGAGCUGUUGUCUCCCGACAGACUGCCCAGUAGGGCUCCCUUAACCCUUUCAUAUCAGCGACAUGUUUUGUUCAGCUGAAAUGAUAAAUCUGGCGAAGACAGAGAUACUGGAGCAGUCAACGCGGCUUUCUUCACUCAUUUAUCCUUCGUUUAUCUAGAUUUACCCCGUCCUGUUUCGGUUUACAGGAAAAGGUGGUGGCGUUUGUUGUACAACAGGUGAU
Molecule: messenger RNA, 1751 nt
Organism: Aspergillus wentii DTO 134E9
Lineage: Eukaryota; Fungi; Ascomycota; Eurotiomycetes; Eurotiales; Aspergillaceae
Gene: cox10
Product: protoheme IX farnesyltransferase
Exons: 1
Coding region: 1-1563 (520 amino acids)
Biological process (GO): heme biosynthetic process
Cellular component (GO): mitochondrion; mitochondrial membrane
Molecular function (GO): protoheme IX farnesyltransferase activity
Source: RefSeq, a predicted model, not a curated record